Messenger RNA from Sphaeroforma arctica JP610, 225 nucleotides. RefSeq lists its product as hypothetical. The transcript has a single exon. The annotation marks the transcript as partial. The record is from RefSeq and is a predicted model, not a curated record. NCBI's taxonomy places the organism in Eukaryota, Ichthyosporea, Ichthyophonida.
CUUGCGGCUAUAAUUGGGGCUCCAAUUCAGGCGGCGCGAGCCCUAAUACGGGAUAUCAAGAAAAGCGCAUAUAGUGCACAAGCACCGAAGUUCCUGGAUGUACCGCCGUUAGUGAUACGGGAGAAGCGGGGGGCGGUCCCCAAAGCUACAUCCUAUGUAGAUUCGCAACCGGAAAAGCAGGCGGUACUUAAGCUUAAAGUUGAUGCCUGGGCUGCGGCGUAUUAA